Molecule: messenger RNA, 3391 nt
Organism: Lepus europaeus (European hare)
Lineage: Eukaryota; Metazoa; Chordata; Mammalia; Lagomorpha; Leporidae
Gene: HOMER1
Product: homer scaffold protein 1
Exons: 10
Coding region: 592-1785 (397 amino acids)
Biological process (GO): G protein-coupled glutamate receptor signaling pathway; regulation of store-operated calcium entry
Cellular component (GO): postsynaptic density; dendrite; cytoplasm
Molecular function (GO): G protein-coupled glutamate receptor binding
Source: RefSeq, a predicted model, not a curated record
GUGGAGCGCCGUGCACGCCGCGCGCUGCCGGCUGUGCGCUCGGAGCGGGGCUCGCUGUGCGGUUCUUGCUGACGGGAGCGCGGGCCAGCGGCGCUGCUGCUGCUGCUGCUGCUGCUGCUAGGAUUUUUUUUUUUUUUUUUUUUUUUUGCUGAAGUGCACGUCGGCCAGCUCGCUCGCUCCACCCCCCCGGGGACCUGGUGUGGAGAAAUUUGAACCCGCAGCCCCCGCGCCGAGAAGGCCGGCUUCCCGGGCCCUGCCCAGGCGUGCAGGGGCCUGAGCGGAAUGGGCGGCGCGGCCGUGUUUCCGAGGACUCCGUGAAGCCGGCUCCGGUCCUCCCCCAUGGAGGCUCCCGCCGUGGAGUAGCGCGGCCGCCGUCUCCUCCGCGCAGCCUCGUGGACUCUGCCGAGCGGGUGCACCUGUGUCCGGGCGCGCGGGUGUCUCGGAGGGAGCACGGAGUGACCGGUCGGCGGCACCGAAGGACCUCGGGGGCGGCGCGGCGCGGCGAGGUCGCCGCUCGGAGAAGCCCCUCUGCCCGCCGGCUAACCCCGGCGCCGCGAGCAGGAACUUGCGAGCAAGUUUUCGCUGGGCAAGAUGGGGGAGCAACCUAUCUUCAGCACCCGAGCUCAUGUCUUCCAGAUCGACCCAAACACAAAGAAGAACUGGGUCCCCACCAGCAAGCACGCAGUUACUGUGUCUUACUUCUAUGACAGCACAAGGAAUGUGUACAGGAUAAUCAGUUUAGAUGGCUCAAAGGCAAUAAUAAACAGCACCAUCACCCCAAACAUGACAUUCACUAAAACGUCUCAGAAGUUCGGCCAGUGGGCCGACAGUCGGGCAAACACUGUUUAUGGACUGGGAUUCUCCUCAGAGCAUCAUCUUUCCAAAUUUGCAGAAAAGUUCCAGGAAUUCAAAGAAGCUGCUCGACUGGCCAAGGAGAAAUCCCAGGAGAAGAUGGAACUCACCAGCACACCUUCACAGGAAUCCGCUGGUGGGGAUCUUCAGUCUCCUUUAACACCGGAGAGUAUCAAUGGGACAGAUGAUGAGAGGACACCUGACGUGACACAGAAUGCGGAGCCGAGGGCGGAGCCGACUCAGAACGCAUUGCCGUUUGCACAUAGGCAGAGUUACAGAGAGGCAGAGGCAGAGAGAGAGAGAGAGGUCUUCCAUCCGCUGGUUCACUCCCCAAUUGGCCGCAACAGCCGGAGCUAUGCCGAUCCAAAGCGAGGAGCUUCUUCCGGGUCUCCCAGUUCAGCGAUCAGCAAACACUGGGAGGCUGAACUGGCUACCCUCAAAGGAAACAAUGCCAAGCUGACCGCGGCCCUGUUGGAGUCCACGGCCAACGUGAAGCAGUGGAAGCAGCAGCUCGCCGCCUAUCAGGAGGAGGCAGAACGCCUGCACAAGCGGGUUACUGAGCUUGAGUGUGUCAGCAGCCAAGCCAACGCUGUGCACACUCACAAGACAGAGUUAAACCAGACGAUCCAGGAACUGGAGGAGACGCUGAAAGUGAAGGAAGAGGAAAUAGAGAGAUUGAAACAAGAAAUUGAUAAUGCCAGAGAACUGCAGGAGCAGAGGGACUCUCUGACGCAGAAGCUGCAGGAAGUAGAAAUUCGGAACAAAGACCUGGAGGGACAACUCUCUGACUUGGAGCAGCGUCUGGAGAGAAGUCAGAACGAGCAGGAAGCUUUUCGCAAUAACCUGAAGACGCUCCUCGAGAUUCUGGACGGGAAGAUCUUCGAACUGACGGAGUUACGCGAUAGCCUGGCCAAGCUGCUGGAGUGCAGCUAAGGAGAGGGAGCCCCGUGGCGCCGCCGUGGUGGUGAUGGGAAAUGCGCCGUCUUUCUCCGCAGGACUGCUCGGGCUCUGCAUCAAGAUUGCACAAAAACACUGAGUGUCACUCCCCAGGAGGAGGGGCUUUUGGACAUUGGAAUUGUAUAUUUCAGUGUAAAUUUUAAAAUCUAGCUUGUGGCUAGUUGGGGGAAAACAGAAGAAAGGAAACACUUGACCUACAAAUUACCUCCAUGUAUAUUAUUGGCCAUAGUUAGCUAGAACGUUAUCAGUAGACACUUGAUGCAAUCUUUUUUUCUGAUAUUAGCCAAUGGGAGCAUUAACAACGUCUGGGUCACAUACCCUUUUUGUGUUCAACACAGUGAAGAUGAUCUGCUUUUUAAAUUGAUUUAUUUACGAUAUCUAGAGCUGUGUUUUGUGCAAAAAUUAAGUGAGGAAAAGCCCUGUCUUUUGUUGUAAUCUGAAUAAUUUCUCAGGAUAUUUUUGCACUGCUGAGAAGCAGUGCCAUUACCAAUUAAUUCUUGCCAGGAGUGAGAGAGAGCUGCGUCUCUAAUUGAACAUACUCUACCUGGGUGUAUGAGCUCUUCCCUUUUUGUAUGGAAGACACUUCACUGCGGUGACUACUCUGUACCUUGGUGUCCUCUAACCUUGUCUGUGCACAGGUUACUUUUCCAUAUUGAUCCAUGCGUUUGAGAAGAUACUGUCUCCCAUUUUAUUACACAUUUUAAAGCCAACUAACGAAGGCAGCUGAGUCCCUCAGAAAUUUUUCUUUUUAAAUUUCUAAUAAAUUUGACACACACUUCUGAAAUAGGACAGACCGUCCUUGACGGCCUGGUUAAUUAACGUUAAGUAUAUUUACAGAAUAUGCAGUUAACAUUUAUUUAUAUAUUUUGCAAGAAAUCUUUUCUGAAUGAUCAAUGCAUUUCAAUUUACGAAUACUAAUGGUUGCUGGGGAACUGUUUCCUAUAGAUAAUUUUAAGGUGUAUUGCUGUUUUAAAGGGGACUCACCCACAUCAGCCAACCAGAGAAGACUGACUGAGCUGGGAUCACGGCCGCUGGCACUGGAGUCGUGCACUCUGGGUCAUCACGCAGACUUUGCCAGACACGGGUCUGAACUGUUCACCAGGCAUUUCCAGUCAGGAAUGACAUUCAGUAGGCUCUUCUCAGUGAGCAGGUUUUAAUGUUGUUUUGAUGUAAUUUUAAAAGACUUUUAGCAAACAUGCAUUUCUUUAUAUGAUAUAUUUCUUUCAUGAAGCUAUUUUAAAAGUAAGCCACGUGCUGUCUGGUCUGCUUAUGGAGUGGGAUUGCAUCGGAGCACAUGUCUUGCUGUACAAUGCCCGUCGCGUGGAGGAGGAUUCUCUUGUAAAGUGUGUGCUUGAGUAUCUGACUCCAUGGAGUCUGUAAUGCACCGACUUCUGUCUGUAUCCCAAGAUGACUGAACUGUCAACUACAAAUUUAAGCUAAUUACUCAGUUUGUAACCAUUUUUCACUCAUAAACAGCUACUCAACACUAGACAAUUUUGUUUUAUAUGUAUGUGUAUGUACGUAAAUACAUACAUAUUAAUUUAUAUUAGAGUGAAAAAUAAAUGGUUUGUUUCUAAAGUUA